Messenger RNA from Anarrhichthys ocellatus (wolf-eel), 4931 nucleotides. Its product is annotated as complement C3-like. The transcript is spliced from 42 exons. Gene Ontology annotation, cellular component: extracellular region. The coding region runs from base 42 to 4820 and encodes 1592 amino acids. The record is from RefSeq and is a predicted model, not a curated record. NCBI's taxonomy places the organism in Eukaryota, Metazoa, Chordata, Actinopteri, Perciformes, Anarhichadidae. Gene Ontology annotation, molecular function: endopeptidase inhibitor activity; protein binding.
UGACGGUCUCCAUUGACUGCGGAUCAGGAUCAGUUAAGAGGAUGAGUAGGACUCUGCUGUGGCUGGUGGCCUCUGUGGCCUUGGCCUCCCUGACUUCUCUGGCUGAUGGAGCUCCAUUGAAGGUGUUGUCUGCUUCCAACUUGUUGCGUGUAGGUACAGCCGAAAAUAUCUUUGUGGAGUGUCAAGACUGCACUGGAGCAGACAUCAAUGUUGAAAUCAGCGUGAUGAACCAUCCAACCAAAAACCAAAGGCUGGCAACUACAUCUGUGACACUUAGUGAUGCAAAUAACUUCCAGCAGCUUGGACAAAUAACGAUCCCUGCUGGAAACUUCAGUAAGGAUGCCAGCAUGAAGCAGUUCGUGUACCUGCAAGCUCAGUUUCCUGACCGACUGCUGGAGAAAGUGGUCUUAGUGUCCUUUCAGUCCGGGUACAUCUUCAUACAGACUGAUAAGACCCUCUACACCCCCAACAGCAGAGUUCUUUACAGGAUGUUUGCAGUGACGCCUCGUAUGAAGCCAGUAGAGAGGGAUGAUGCAACCCAAACUGAUGCUGCUAUUUCCAUCGAGAUUGUGACCCCUGAAGGCACCAUUUUACCAAUUCAUUCAGUCCCUUUGAGAUCAGGGAUCCACUCUGGAGAUUACCAACUUGCUGAAAUUGUCAGUCCAGGACUGUGGAAGGUGGUGACAAAGUUCCACAGCAACCCACAGCAGAGCUAUUCUGCAGAGUUCGAGGUCAAAGAAUACGUGCUGCCCAGUUUUGAGGUUAAACUGACAUCUAUGAGUUCCUUCUUCUACGUGGACAGUGAAGAGCUCACCGUCGACAUCAAAGCUGUAUAUCUGUUUGGUCAAGAGGUGGAUGGGACCGCCUAUGCGGUAUUUGGGGUUAUGCAAGACGGUCAAAAGAAAAGCUUCCCAAGUUCUCUUCAGAGAGUACAGGUUGAGAAAGGUAAUGGAGUGGUCACACUGAAGAAAGAGCACAUCACAUGGACUUUCCCAAACAUUGCUGAACUGGUGGGGACUUCCAUAUUUCUGGCCGUCAGCGUGAUGACGGAGAGCGGUAGUGAAAUGGUGGAGGCAGAGUUGAGAAGCAUCCUGAUUGUCAAAUCACCUUACACCAUCCACUUCAAGAAAACACCCAAAUAUUUCAAACCAGGAAUGCCCUUCGAUGUUGUGGUUGAAGUUGUAAAUCAUGACAGCAGUCCGGCUCGAGGCUUGAGUGUGGUGGUGGAUCCAGGCCAAGUGCAGGGCGUGACCGCAUCCAAUGGCAUAGCAAAGCUUUCCAUCAAUACAGGGGCAAGGAACCCACGCUUUACAAUAACUGCAAGGACCAACGAUCCUGCUAUUGGCUCUGAAAGACAAGCAUCAGCCUCCAUGGUAGCUUUCCCAUAUACAACACCGAGCAAUAACUACAUCAACAUAGGUGCGGAUACCGCGGAGCUGAAAUUAGGAGACAACCUGAAAAUCUACCUCAUGCUCAACCGGCAGGAAAACCAUGACACUGACAUCACAUACCUGAUCUUGAGCAAAGGUCAGCUGGUGAACAAUGGCCGUUACAGGACAAGAGGUCAAGUUGUGAUUUCCCUGAUAGUUCCUGUUACCAAAGAAAUGCUGCCAUCGUUCCGCAUCAUAGCCUACUACCAUACCAACGGCAAUGAAGUGGUAUCAGACUCUGUUAGGGUGGAUGUCAAGGACUCCUGCAUGGGCUCGCUGAGGCUUGAAUCGUCAACAGCCACACCUUCCUAUGAGCCCCGCAAGAGGUUUGCUCUGAAGGUCACAGGAGAUCCAGAUGCCACAGUGGGACUGUUGGCAGUUGACAAAGGCGUUUACGUCCAAAACAACAAGCACCGUCUCACCCAGAAAAAGGUGUGGGACAUUGUAGAGAAGUACGACACAGGCUGCACACCAGGUGGAGGGAGGGACGGUAUGCAUGUGUUUUACGAUGCUGGGCUGAUGUUUCAGUCCAACGCGGGUUCUGGGACACCCUACAGAACAGAAUUGAAAUGUCCGGCCCCCAGUAGGAGGAAACGAGCCACUACGAUCAUGAACGUCACAACCAGUUUAAGUGAGGUGGAUGACAACAGUUACAUGGACAGCUAUGAAAUAAUUUCUCGCACCAAAUUCUCUGAGAGUUGGCUGUGGUUAGACAUCAAACUGCCUGCUUGUCCUCGACAAACACCUAACUGUGACACCACAUCAUUGACGAGAAAUGUUAUUUUGCACGACUCAAUCACAACCUGGCAGUUCACUGGCAUUAGUCUGUCACAAACUCACGGAAUCUGUGUUGGCGAUCCCUUAGAGGUACUUGUCCGGAAGGAAUUCUUCGUUGAUCUUAAGCUGCCGUACUCUGCUGUCCGUGGAGAGCAGCUGGAAGUUAAGGCAAUCCUCCAUAACUACAGCCCCGAUCUUGCCACCGUGCGUGUGGAUCUGAUUGAGGAGGAGGAUGUGUGCAGUGCAGCCUCUAAACGUGGAAAGUAUCGUCAGGAGGUCAGAAUUGGGCCCCAAACUACACGCUCUGUGCCAUUCGUUGUUAUUCCCAUGAAAAUAGGACAAUACAGCAUUGAGGUCAAAGCAGCUGUUAAAGAUUCAUUGCUCCAUGAUGGAAUCAGGAAGAUGCUGUGGGUGGUGCCUGAAGGUGUACUGGUUAAAUCUUCUCAGAUUAUAACUCUAGACCCCUCUACUAAAGGUGUAGAUGGUAAACAAGAAGAAACUCUCAACAGUGGAAUUCCUAACAAAGAUUUGGUUCGAGACACACCUACUAGCAUACAUAUCUCUGUGACAGGGAGAGAACAAGUUUCUGCACUGGUGGAGAACCCCGUUAGCGGAAACUCUAUGGGUAGUCUGAUCAGACAACCCUCAGGCCCUGGAGAAACGAACAUGAUCCACAUGACUCUACCUGUCAUUGCAACAACUUAUUUGGACAAAACCAACCAGUGGGAAAGUGUGGGCUUAGAGAAACGUAGCGAAGCCCUCCAACACAUCAAGACUGGCUACCUGAACGAGCUUGCUUAUCGUAAAGAUGAUGGGUCUUUUGCUAUGUGGCCCAGCCACAAAAGUAGCACCUGGCUGACAGCCUAUGUUGCCAAGGUGUUUGCCAUGGCCAACAGUCUGGUGGAAGUGCAAAGCAAAGACAUCUGUGACGCUAUUAAGUAUCUGAUUCUCAACACGCAGCAACCUGACGGCUUUUUUAGAGAAGUUGGAAAGCUGUUCCUCAUAGAGAUGAUUGGUGAUGUUUGCGGCACAGAUUCAGAUGCCUCCAUGACGGCCUUCUGUCUCAUUGCCAUGCAGGAGUCACGCACACUAUGUGCUGCCACUGUUAAUACUCUGCAAGGCAGUAUAGACAAAGCAGUGGUCUCUCUGGAAAGCCGUCUGCCCAGCCUCACCAACCCAUAUGCUGUCGCCAUGACGUCAUAUGCCCUGGCAAAUGAAGACAAACUGAACCGGGAGAUCCUCUACAAGUUUGUUUCCUCAGACUUAUCUCACUGGCCGACACCUAGGGGACGUGUUUACACUCUGGAGGCCACAGCUUAUGCUCUUCUUGCUCUGGUCAAGGCCAAGGCCUUUGAAGAAGCCAGACCUGUUGUGAGAUGGUUCAACAAGCAGCAGAAGGUGGGCGGAGGCUAUGGAUCGACCCAGGCUACCAUAAUAGUGUACCAGGCAAUAGCAGAGUACUGGGCCAAUGCUAAAAAAACAGAGUAUGAUCUGAAUGUGAAGAUCAUGUUGUCGGGCAGGUCAAGGCCUUACGUGUACAACUUCAACAGGGACAACCACUACACCACCAGAAUAGCUAGAAUCAAUGACAUAAACCAGAAUGUGACAGUGACUGCCACCGGCUCAGGAGAAGCAACGUUGACAAUGGUGUCGCUGUAUUACACUCUGCCAAAAGAAAAGGAGAGUGACUGUGAGAAGUUUAACAUGUCUGUGCAGCUCCUCCCAGAGAGCAUGGAUGAGGAUGAGAAGAUAUACAAGCUGAGAAUUGAGGUUUUGUAUAAGGACAAGGACAGCGAUGCAUCCAUGUCAAUCUUGGUUAUUGGCUUGCUAACUGGCUUCACUGUUAACACAAAUGACCUGGACCAAUUGUCCCGAGGACGUGCUCCCACCAUUGCGAAAUAUGAGAUGAACACAGUCCUGUCAGAAAGAGGCUCACUCAUCAUCUACCUGGACAAGGUUUCUCACUUACGACCCGAGGAGAUCACUUUUAGGGUCCAUCAGAAGCUGAAAGUGGGCAUCCUUCAACCAGCUCCUGUGUCUGUUUACGAAUACUAUGACCAAACACGUUGUGUGAAAUUCUACCAUCCAGAGAGGAAAGCUGGAAUGUUAAUGCGUCUCUGUAUAAAUGAUGAAUGCACAUGUGCUGAAGAGAACUGCAGUAUGCAGAAGAAUAACAAAGUCAGCAAUGAUCAGCGCACGGCUACAGUCUGUGAGACUGAAUUGAACAAUAAAGUAGAUUUUGUGUACAAAGUGGGACUGGAAGAGUUUAGAGAAGGUUUGUCCACUGAUAUUUACAAAGUGCGGGUACUGCAAGUCAUCAAAGAAGGAAGCAAGGAUGUGCGUCCUCUGAAUGAACUGCGCACAUUGCUCAGUUAUCCAUACUGCAGGGAGCCGUUGGAUCUGAGAACAGGCAAAAACUACCUUAUCAUGGGCACAUCCAAAGAUAUUCACAGAUAUGACCAAGACCAAUCGUAUCAGUAUAUGCUCGGAGAGAGAACCUGGAUUGAGAAUUGGCCCACCAACGCAGAGUGUCAAACUGACGAACACAGACCUACCUGUUUGGGCAUGGCGGAUAUGAUCCAGCAGUACCUAGUCUUUGGAUGUCGCGACUAAACAAAAAUACAGUGUUCUUUUCAGAUUUUGGAUUUUCAUCCUUAAUAUGUAAAACUUUCCCUGCUAUGGGAUAUAAGGGCCUACAAUAUUGCACUGUAUUGAUUAAAAGUG